Messenger RNA from Myripristis murdjan (pinecone soldierfish), 2539 nucleotides. RefSeq names its product WRN helicase interacting protein 1 (gene wrnip1). Gene Ontology annotation, biological process: DNA repair; DNA synthesis involved in DNA repair; DNA-templated DNA replication. Lineage: Eukaryota; Metazoa; Chordata; Actinopteri; Holocentriformes; Holocentridae. Gene Ontology annotation, molecular function: ATP binding; enzyme activator activity; ATP hydrolysis activity. Bases 1 to 1812 code for a protein of 603 amino acids. The record is from RefSeq and is a predicted model, not a curated record. Gene Ontology annotation, cellular component: nucleus. The transcript has 7 exons.
AUGGCGAGCGACACGACAGCCUUUUCUGACUUGGUGCAAUGUCCGGUUUGCUCCAAGGAUUUUAAAUCAUCCACAAUCAACGGACACCUGGACAGAUGUCUGCUGGACGGCGGCGGCCCUCAGGCGGCGACAGACAGCGAACCACCGCCGAAGAAACCACGACCUUCAGCGGAACCGGACCCAAGCAGCCCCGCUGUCAACAAACCCUCGGCUAGCUCCUCGACUGGUGCGUCACCGUCUGCGGUUUUCUCCAUGUUUCACACCAACAGGAGUAAUGUCUCAGGCAAAAGUGAACGGAAUGUAAUGUUUUCUAACAAGCGCAGUCCCGGACACGCUAUGAAUAAAGGAAUAAAACGCAAUUUACAGAGGGAGGCGGAGCUGGGCAUGACAGCUGAGACAGUGACCCCCGUGCAGGCUUCCGUACCCAGCGGGCCGCUAAUUAAACCAGAAAACGGAGUGUCACCGCGGACACUGCUAACCAUCGACAAACCCCUGGCGGAGAAACUGCGGCCGAACACCCUGGAGGAGUAUUUCGGUCAAAACAAAGUCGUAGGCGAGCACACACUCCUCCGGUCACUUCUGGACUCCCAGGAGAUACCCUCCCUGAUCCUGUGGGGACCGCCCGGAUGUGGAAAGACCACUCUCGCCCACAUAAUCGCCAGCACCAGUAAAAAGAAGGGGACCGCUCGUUUCGUAACCCUCUCUGCCACCAGCGCAUCCAUUAAUGAGGUUCGUGAGGUUAUCAAGCAGGCACAAAAUGAGCUCAGACUGUGCAAGAGGAGGACCAUCCUGUUCAUUGAUGAAAUUCAUCGCUUCAACAAAUCUCAGCAGGACACCUUCCUUCCUCACGUGGAGUGCGGGACAAUAACUCUGAUCGGGGCGACCACAGAGAAUCCGUCCUUCCAGGUGAACGCUGCCCUGCUGAGCCGGUGCCGGGUGCUGGUUCUGGAGAAACUCUCCGUGGAGGCAAUGAGCUUGAUCCUGCACAGGGCUCUGGCCUCACUGGGGAUCAAGGUGCUGGGACAGGAUUCAACCAAUCCCAAGGAGCAAGACCAAUCAGAUGAACACGAGCCAAAGGUUUACAUUGAACAGAAAGCUCUGGACACCAUCGCCCACCUGUGUGAUGGUGAUGCCAGGGCAGGACUCAACGGGCUCCAGCUGGCGGUUCAAGCUCGGGUGGGACUGGCCCAGUCCAGCCUGUCAGCGCAGGACGGUUCACCUCAGGACAUACUGGUGCAGGAGGAGCAUGUCAAGGAGGGUCUGCAGAGGUCCUAUAUCCUCUAUGAUAAAGCAGGUGAGGAGCACUACAACUGUAUCUCAGCGUUGCACAAGUCUAUGAGGGGCUCCCAUGAAAAUGCCUCUCUCUACUGGCUGGGCCGCAUGCUCGAGGGCGGUGAAGACCCCCUGUAUGUGGCUCGCAGGCUGGUCCGCUUUGCCAGUGAGGAUGUGGGUUUGGCAGAUCCCUCCGCCCUUCCUCAGGCUGUGUCUGCCUUCCAGGCCUGUCACUUCAUUGGGAUGCCUGAAUGUGAGGUGAUCCUGGCUCAGUGUGUUGUGUAUCUGGCACGGGCGCCCAAGUCUGUGGACGUCUACCAGGCCUACGCUAAUGUGAAGGCCUGUCUGAGGAACCACAAAGGCCCCCUGCCUCCUGUCCCCCUGCACCUCCGCAAUGCCCCCACCAAGUUAAUGAAACAACUGGGCUACGCUAAAGGCUACAAAUAUAACCCAGCCUUCAGCUCUCCUGUAGAGCAGGAAUACUUACCUGAGGAGCUGCGAGAAAUAGACUUUUUCACCUGGACACCCUCAGACCCAUGAGUACUUACAGUGCUUACACAGCAAAAUAUAUGAGGUAAAUCAAGGCUGCUGAAUAAAGGCACAGUUGUAGAGUGUCCCAUAGUGGGAUUUCAUUGGUUUGGAGAUCGUUCAGCCUCAUGGUGAAGAUGUCUAACAUCUUUGGUUGUUCAUUUUCAAAGUUAGAAAAAAGUUAUGCCACAUCUCAAGCCAGAAUUGCUUUGACUCUAUCAGUUAUGUAUGUACACAUCAAUUAUUCAAAAACAGCUGUCAGUAAUGGAUAAUAAUCUUCAUAGUAAUCUACAAUUGCAUUUUAGCCCGUUGUUUUCAGAGUGUACAAAAAAAGGCUGCAAAUAAUAUUCAGUUUCAUGUAUAGCUUCAAAUGAGCUCAUAAUUUGACAAUAAAAUAAAGGGAUUUCAUUCUAAACAUAUUAAAUAAAUAAAGCCAGAAUCUUCUCAGCACUUGUGACAUUACAGUACACCUAGUGUGCCUGAUCAGCAUUUAAAUGUUUACAAUGCUAAUUAUAUGUUAAGAUUUGUGUACUGUGUCCUAUUGUAAAUAGUUGAUCUUUUCUAUGAGAUUAUUUGUUAUGAUUUUGUAUGUUUUUCAUUUUGAUGAAAUACAAGAUCAAGAUAACAGAUUUAGAGGAAUCCUUUUUAUUGCAUAAUCCCAGCAUAUUGGAACCCUCUUCAGUUCUGGGCCAUUGUCUGCAAAGAAAUAAAAUAAAGUUAGCUUUAGAAAAUACUUACU